Messenger RNA from Babesia bovis T2Bo, 1433 nucleotides. RefSeq lists its product as uncharacterized. The coding region runs from base 71 to 1402 and encodes 443 amino acids. NCBI's taxonomy places the organism in Eukaryota, Apicomplexa, Aconoidasida, Piroplasmida, Babesiidae. The record is from RefSeq and is a predicted model, not a curated record. The transcript is spliced from 6 exons.
UACGGGCAUAGUGUGUAUAUAUUCUAUAGAUUACACCUAGUGUGUAGUUGGUAGUACCUCAAUUAACACAAUGAUCCCCUUACUAGGGCAUCGUUACAUGUCUUCAGGGGUGGAAUCCAUUGUUAAAGGGUUCCAUCGCUAUCGGUUUCUUAGUGCUGACGAUAAGCGCAAGCUGCUUGGAGCACAUCGACUUAAGAACGUCCCUCCUGCCAAGAUAAAGGAUAUAGAGACUAGCUUAGAGCUGGAUGUAGGCCCCGAUACCACGGAAUCGCCUUCACCUGCUACGGCUAGUAGCAGGAUAAAUGCCGAAUUGCGCCGACUGGCGUCGAAGUCCCAUGGAGCCAUUCGUCAAGCCACUAGGUACCGGGCUAUAGGCGCUGGUACUAGCAAGUACUUCAUGGGCAUUGACCCCAAUACUCCCUUGGAGCCCUAUGAUAUAACGUCACCUCUGUUCGACGAAUCCACUGAAUCUGAAACCUUGACGUCAGACGUCCAGAAGGCACGUGCAUACGAGGAUAUAUCUCGUAUGUUUUGUGUCAUGAACCCUUCUAAGGACCCUAUGAGUGAUCGUUUUCUAGAUGUUAUGGCCCGUGCCAUCGAGUGUAAUGUGUUAAGACUAGAACGGCCUGUACUAUGUAACGAGCUUGCGGAUUUUGAGUCCAGCUAUGCAAUGCAGCGGUCAGCGCUGCGAAAUCUACUGGUCAACCGUUGCACGCGCAACGCUUUUGAGGAAACUCGUGUGGACCGUUUCCUGGAUAGAAUUCACUUUUCAUCCCAGAGGCUAGAUGCACCCAUGCCACCGGAAUGCCUGGAGCCGUUAGUGGCCUUCUGUGGCUACAAGUCAUAUUCCUUCGACCCCCUGGAACGCCUUGGUCAGAAGUUAGCUGGACUGCGGAGAUUAGUGGCGGCUAUAGAGUCCGGUGACGAUGCCUAUCUACAGGCCCUGGGCACCCCGGAGGAGUACCAGGUGGGCCCUGACUCGAGGUACCCCUUUAGGAACUACUAUGGGUUCAAGUCAUGUAUCCCAGAGGACGUCACAGGGUCGAUUAAUAUGGGUAAAGUCUGCACCGCUCCCGCGGUGAGGUACCAAAAUCUACAAAGCGUGGCGCAUUCACUUCCGGCGGACCCGAAGUACCGAGCUGUGGUAUCCCAUGCUAUACGGGUACUCGAGCGCAGCAAAGGCUGGGACCACGCCAGCAAGGUGAAAGCCAUCAAUCGUUUGGUAAAUGUCUACAAUAACCUAGCGCCCUCGAGGUACUACGACCGCGUUCUCAACCAAGCUAUAAGGUACCCUAGACCUAGGCACGCACUUGUGAAAACAAAGUCACGCCAGGAAGUGUUCAACCGCGGCCUUACGUACAUAGGCUCGCUUACAAAGAACCACUGGAUGAAGCGCAAGUGAUAUAGACUAAAUCGUAUGGAUUCUACGUUAU